AUGUCGGUGGCUCCACUCCUGGUGGCCCUGCUCCAGGUGGCAGUGCUGCCCUCUGUCUUCGGCGGGGCGUACUACGGCCACAACGGGCACAACGGCCACAAUGGCCACAAUGGCCACAACGGACAUCCUCAGCAGCACCCCCAGAUGCCCCAGCACCCCCAGAUACCCCAGGCACCCCACAUGGGCAACAAGGACAAGGGCUACAUGCACUAUCAGCACUACAGGAAGGACCUGCCCCAAAUGCCCCGCGGGAAGGAGAAGGGUCUCACCAUUCCCCAGGGAGAGCUAGGUAUCCCCCAGGGCGAACAGGGGCCUGCUGGACCUCCAGGGCCCGCUGGGCCAACGGGUCCAGCUGGACCACCCGGUCCUCCCGGUAACGGACUCCCUGGGUCGGGAGGAAAGCCUGGACUCCCUGGACCUCAAGGACUUGCCGGAGUCGGAAAACCCGGAAUGCCAGGGUUGCCAGGGAAACCAGGCGGACCUGGCCUGCCAGGGCCCCCUGGAUAUCAAGGUCCGAGUGGAGGAGAGGGGCCCGAGGGGCCGAUGGGUCCCUCAGGACCUCCAGGACCGCCUGGACUCCCCGGCAUGGGCAAGCCUGGGGGCCAGGGGCUGCCCGGGGCCCCGGGGAUGAAAGGAGAGCCCGGACACAAGGGACUUCCAGGGCUCCCUGGCCUGCCGGGACCAAAGGGAGACAAAGGGAUCGGGAUGCCUGGGUUGCCUGGACACAAGGGGCCUUCAGGACCGCCGGGACGCCCAGGACAAGGUGGUCUGCCAGGAAUCGGAAAACCAGGAAUGCCCGGAAUGCCGGGAGCACCAGGCGUGUCAGGAAAACCAGGACCUACCGGAGAUCUCGGACCCGCAGGGCCACCUGGACAGGAGGGACCUCAGGGAAUGCCCGGACCAGACGGAAUUGGAAAACCAGGACUGGACGGUGUUCCAGGCCAACCAGGGCCGCAGGGCGGCAAAGGACAACCAGGUCUGCCAGGGCUGCCAGGAAAACCGGGACUGCCAGGAAUUGGCAAACCAGGAUACCCAGGACCUAAGGGAGAUAAGGGGCAGGGAGGCCAGCCAGGUGUCUUUGGACCAAAGGGAGACAAAGGACCAGGAGGAGCACCAGGACCACUAGGCCCGCCAGGACCCAACGGACCUCCGGGACCACCCGGCCGCAUGGGCCCCCCAGGCGGGAUAGGUGUACCUGGACAAAGAGGCGAAGGAGGAUCUGUGGGACCGAAAGGUGAAGUUGGACCCAUGGGAGAACCAGGACCCACAGGGUUGCCAGGCGAGGCCGGCGGUGCAGGAGAGGGAGGCGAGCCUGGGCCAAGAGGGUCUCCGGGGCCAGUGGGUCCGCAGGGCGAGGGAGGACAGAAGGGUCAGCCAGGACCUCCUGGUCAACCCGGUCUGCCCGGCCUGAAGGGUGAGGGAGGCGGCCCUGGUCCAGAGGGCCCUCAAGGACCAAAGGGGAUCCCAGGAAUCGCUGGUCCCGGCGGCCCGAUUGGACCUCCUGGACCUAACGGACCCAAAGGAGAGGGAGGCCCACCGGGUCAACCUGGUCCUGCCGGGGAGGGGAACCCAGGCGUGGCAGGCCCGACCGGACCUCCAGGAAGAACAGGACCUUCGGGCCCACCUGGCCAACCGGGUCGAGUCGGUCCCCCCGGCCCUCCUGGUCCUCCUGGAGCCCCGGCGGAGUCGCCGGACCUGGAGGCCGUGCUGCCCGAGAUGGGCCCGGCGCUGGACGGCGUCAAGACCUACAAGGGCAAGAGCAAGUACGGCGGAACCCCCCAGGUCAUCGCCAGCGGCCUGGAGAUGCCCGCCUUCACCGCCACCCUGACCACGCCCUUCCCGCCCGUGGGCACGCCCGUGGCGUUCGACAAGAUCCUCUACAACGGCCGGCAGAACUACAACCCGCAGACGGGCGUGUUCACCUGCGACCUGCCCGGCAUCUACUACUUCAGCUACCACGUGCACUGCAAGGGCACCAACGUGUGGGUGGGCCUGUACCGCAACGGCGAGCCCGUCAUGUACACCUACGACGAGUACAAGAAGGGCAUCCUGGACCAGGCGUCCGGUAGCGCCGUGGUGCCCCUGCAGCCCGGCGACAGCGUCCACAUCGAGCUGCCCUCCGACCAGGCCGCCGGCCUCUACGCCGGACAGUACGUCCACUCGUCCUUCUCCGGAUUCCUGCUCUACCCGAUGUAA
Sardina pilchardus (European sardine) is the source of this 2196-nucleotide messenger RNA. RefSeq names its product collagen, type VIII, alpha 1a (gene col8a1a). NCBI's taxonomy places the organism in Eukaryota, Metazoa, Chordata, Actinopteri, Clupeiformes, Clupeidae. The record is from RefSeq and is a predicted model, not a curated record. The transcript has 2 exons. The coding region runs from base 1 to 2196 and encodes 731 amino acids. Gene Ontology annotation, molecular function: protein binding.